AUGGCCAGGCCCUGCGUGGCUCAUCCGUGGCUUUCCCGGGACACUCCAGGUUCCAUCAAGAGUCGCUCGGCCACGGUGGGCAGCCGCAGGCCUGCACCUUUGCAGCAGACGCCCUGCCCGGGCCUGCCCCGGUGGCCACCAUCCACCCUCUGCAUGUCCGCCCCACCAUGCGUCCACCCCACCGUGCCCCGCCCCACCGCACGUCCACCCCACCGCGCGUCCACCCCACCGCGCGUCCACCCACCGCGCGUCCACCCCACCGCGUGUCCAACCCCACCGCGCGUCCACCCACCGUGCGUCCACCCCACCGCGUGUCCAACCCCACCGCGCGUCCACCCCACCGCGCGUCCACCCCACCGAGCGUCCACCCACCGCGCGUCCACCCCACCGCGUGUCCAACCCCACCGCGCGUCCACCCCACCGCGUGUCCAACCCCACCGCGUGUCCACCCCACCGUGCCCCGCCCCACUGCACGUCCACCCCACCGAGCGUCCACCCACCGCGCGUCCACCCACCGAGCGUCCACCCCACCACGCGUCCACCCCACCACGCGUCCACCCACCGUGCGUCCACCCACCGCGCGUCCAACCCCACCGCGCGUCCACCCACUGCGCGUCCACCCCACCGCGUGUCCAACCCCACUGCGCGUCCACCCACCGCGUGUCCAACCCCACCACGCGUCCACCCAACCGCGCGUCCACCCCACCGCGUGUCCAACCCCACCGCGCGUCCACCCCACCGUGCCCCGCCCCACUGCACGUCCACCCCACCGAGCGUCCACCCACCGCGCGUCCACCCACCGAGCGUCCACCCCACCGCGCGUCCACCCACUGCACGUCCACCCCACCGCGCGUCCACCCACCAUGCGUCCACCCCACCGUGCCCUGCCCCACCGCGCGUCCACCCCACCGUGCCCCGCCCCACUGCGCGUCCACCCCACUGCGCGUCCACCCCACCGUGCGUCCACCCCACCGAGCGUCCACCCCACCGCGCCAUCUAAGCGUAGACUGGAAGAACAUCUAG
Messenger RNA from Choloepus didactylus (southern two-toed sloth), 1023 nucleotides. RefSeq names its product extensin-like. Lineage: Eukaryota; Metazoa; Chordata; Mammalia; Pilosa; Megalonychidae. Bases 1 to 1023 code for a protein of 340 amino acids. The transcript is spliced from 2 exons. The record is from RefSeq and is a predicted model, not a curated record.